AGCCCCCGCGUGAAGCAGUCCUCUUGCAGCUGUACACCGCUCUUCGCUUCGUCUGAGUGCCAUUGUGGUACAAAGCACCGACCAUCAGAACAGCGACUGUUUGCCGAAUGCUCUCUCACCAUUGGCCCUCCCAGCGCGCUGCACCAAAGCACUGUCGAAUUCGGACGCAUAUCGGGGACGUGCGUCAUAAAUUCCUGCGAAGGAGUAUCAUCGGCGCGGAUUCUAGAAGCGAUGAGGCUGCACGAUGGAACAUGCUCAGGAGAGGUGUUGUCACACCUUCCAAGGCACGGACUUGGCACUGGAAGAGAAGGCAUCCGCUGAGAUGUGGCCUCGGAAGCUGCGUUGCGGCGUCUCAAGGCAUGCAACACCUGGAGCCUCGGGCGAUUCAGGGCGCAGUUGGAGAGAUCGGAGGUGUCUGAGGCUUGGUGGAGCCAGUCCCUGGCGGCGCUUGUGCGAGACUAGGCGGUGUUGACCCUUGGGAUAGUUCCAGCAGAACUGGAAAACAUGCCCACUAAA
This is a messenger RNA of Trematosphaeria pertusa, 516 nucleotides long. RefSeq lists its product as uncharacterized. Lineage: Eukaryota; Fungi; Ascomycota; Dothideomycetes; Pleosporales; Trematosphaeriaceae. The transcript has a single exon. Bases 108 to 419 code for a protein of 103 amino acids. The record is from RefSeq and is a predicted model, not a curated record.